AUGUCAACUCUUCUAUCCGGAGUGGGUCGUACUUGGGUAGCUUUGCGGGCGGAUGAUCCCAAAAAUCAACCUGAGCUUUCGCGUGCUGUCAAACCCCUUUUGGAUUCUCUCGUAAUUCGGCUUGCUACUCUUGGUUCAAACAUUCAAAGGCAGCGCAUAUGCGCAUCCGUUACCCAAAACAAGUCUUCUGGUAUAGCUGGACCACCAGGUCCAAUCUCGCCUCUCCUCAGUCCAAACAUGAGAGCUCAGCUAAAUUCAAAUGUUUUCUUCCCACUAUUGGCCUGUAUAGAUCCAUGGGCUUUAGGUCAAUCGCGCCUCGGUCUAAAGCCAUUAUCGGCCCGAGAACUCCUUAGGCAAUUGAUCAACUCGUAUUUAGCAGAAAAUCAGGCUUCGGCUGCCGGAGCCGAAAUUCCAUUGCCGAAAUUACUGCGGCAGCACUUAAACGUCUUUAAUUCUCAGUUGCCGAAAAAUGUAAGCCAGCCACGAACAGGAACGGAAUCUGGUUAUCAAACUACACCAUUUUCUCUCUAUAUUCCACUAGUCAAGCCUGCACUUGCUGGGACAAGUCGUUUGGCCAGUAUUAAGAGAAAAUUCAGACAAAUAAGCCAAUCAUGA
Protopolystoma xenopodis is the source of this 615-nucleotide messenger RNA. NCBI's taxonomy places the organism in Eukaryota, Metazoa, Platyhelminthes, Monogenea, Polystomatidea, Polystomatidae. The record is from the annotation of a GenBank genome assembly.